AUGAACAAGGAAAUUGUGAAAUUACAAAAUUAUUUUAACAAUCUUAAUUUGCGAAAUAACAUUAACAUAAAAAGUACGAUAAAAAAGAUCGAAAAUAUAAAAUGUAAAGAUUGGAAACAGAUUUUAAAACAAGACAGUGAAGAAAUCAAUAAUGAAUUUGUGUCUUAUUUAGCGAACAAUGAAAAUUCACAAUGUUCGGCAAUGGAUAAUAAUUUUAAGCUUCAAAUUAAACCUUUUAAACAGUCAAACGCAUACAACGAUAAAAAAAUAUAUAAUAGAAAUGAACUUGAUACUGUUGUGCGCAGUGAUGAAGAUUUAGAUUUUACUAAUGCCGUUGAUAAGCAAAAUUGCGAGAAUUGCGAACAAAUAACAACUGCUACAAAUAAUUAUUUUAAUAAUGAUUUAGAUAUUAAUUACAAUAUUAAAGAAAACAAGAAUGGUGUUGAUGAUAAGAAAUCAAAUUCUGUUAACGAAAUAAAUGAAUUUCGUACUGAUUUAGAAUCACUUUUAAUACUGAUGGCAAUUAAUUCUAAGGCUGACAAUAAUGAGGAUCAUCACAAAUUUGAAGCGGAUAAUCAUUAUGAUAAUGAAACAAUUAUUAAAAACGAAUGCAAUGAAGACUAUGUGCAUGAAAGAGUAAUUUCGAAAAAAGAAAAUAACGAUAUGUCGGAUCUAUUAUGUAUUAUACCAAUAAGAACGAAUACUCAAAAGAGAUUUAAUUAUAUAUGUAAAAAAUAUGUUAAGAAAUGGAAGGAUCAUGUAGAGAAUAAGAAACAAAUUAGACAAAGGGAAGCUGCCAUUACUAACUUUUUUGAUAAACUUGCAAAGAAGAAGAGUAAUAUUAUUCAAUCACCGGAGUCUAUUAAUAAGACAAAGUUAUAUGUUCGGGAUUACAAUACAUAUCAACACAGAUAUAAAGUGCAACAAAACAUUAUCGCCCUUCAAAAAAUGAAAUUAGAGGAACAAACUAAAAUUAUAGAGCAACUUAAGUAUAACAAAAUAAUAGAAUCAUCAAAACAGUCGCUUGACGCGAUGCGAGAAGAAGUCUGUAAAACUUACUAUCAAAUGGAUCGACAGCUUAAACCGAAAAUCAAGUGUUUGACUAAUGAACUUAAGAUACGAGAAAUUGAAGAACCCUCACUGGUACUACAAUGUUUAAAAGUACCACAGUUUAUACAAAGAAUGGAGAAACGAGCAAGGGAGCGCGAGGAAAAACAUGCAAUGAUUCGAGAAAGACGCCGGCAAAUGGAAGAAGAGCGAAUCAGGCUUAAGCAACAGUCUGAAUUAGCCAAAGCAGAUAUGGAUAAAGAAGAAAAGCAAAAAAGAAUGAAAGAAUUAAGAGAGAAACGGAAGAGAGAAAAAAUAGAAAACAUUCGAAAAAAACAACAUGCUGAAAGAAUGAGAGCGCUUGCGGUUCUAGCAGAUUUACAUUAUGAAAAGAAAAUAAUGGCGAAAUACGGAAUAAAUCCAUUACGACGGUUGUUGAAUAUUAAGCGAGACAAUAUGGAAAAAGCAAGGUCACAUUACUUGUUUCAAUUGAAGAAGAAUGUAUUUUUGCAUUGGAUGUGGCAUACGGAAGAUAUGUGGUUUGAAAGAAACUACAAAGCAGAAGAAUUUUCUAGAAAGAAAAUAUUGAGCAGAACUUUCGACUGUUUAAAAAAGAACCAUCACGAAUUUAAAUUAAAAGUUCAGGUGGCUGAAGAUUAUUACGAUUUAUACAUAACACAAUUAGUAUUUCGAAAAUUUCGAGAGGGCAUUGAACUGGUGAAGAAAGAAUUUAAAAUUAAGAUGUAUAACGCUGUAUUGUAUCACAACAGUAAUCUACUGUUCAAAACGUUCACGUGCUGGAGGACGUUACCUGCCUUAAAUGCAUUAAAAAGAGAACAAGAGGUCAGAAAAUUAAGAUGGCGAGAGAAAGUAUUGCAAGUUGUGCCAGAUUAUAAACCUCCAGAUGAAUGA
Messenger RNA from Parnassius mnemosyne (clouded apollo), 1959 nucleotides. Lineage: Eukaryota; Metazoa; Arthropoda; Insecta; Lepidoptera; Papilionidae. The record is from the annotation of a GenBank genome assembly.